Molecule: messenger RNA, 553 nt
Organism: Aedes albopictus (Asian tiger mosquito)
Lineage: Eukaryota; Metazoa; Arthropoda; Insecta; Diptera; Culicidae
Product: cytochrome c oxidase subunit 6B1-like
Exons: 2
Coding region: 156-419 (87 amino acids)
Cellular component (GO): mitochondrion; respiratory chain complex IV
Source: RefSeq, a predicted model, not a curated record
CAACUCUGUCAGAUUGCGAUUUUUUCCCGAAAGUGAGAAAAAUCGAAGCAGGCAGCCAUCUUAACUCGUCCAGGUCACAGUCGUAAGAGCAGUGUGUGUCAAGUGCGUGCGAAAAAUUUUCCUAGCGUUCCCGAAUCAGCAAGCACCCCGCCGAGAUGAGCCCGAAACCGACUGAGACGACCGAUGCGCCGGCGAUCGAGCUGAAGGCCGCUCCGUUCGAUCCCCGUUUCCCGAACCAGAACCAGACCAAGUAUUGCUUCCAGAGCUAUCUGGACUUCUACCGGUGCGAGAAGAUUAAGGGCGAAGGCGACAGCGUGUGCAAGUACUUCAAGGACGUGUUCACCGAUAUCUGCCCGAACGUUUGGGUCGAAAAGUGGGACAGCCAGCGGGCCGAGGGAACCUUCGCCGGUAGAAUCUGAGCAGUUCCGGAACGGUGUGAUGGCGAAGAAGCGGAAUGCUUGAAUGUGUGACGGGUUGUAAAAAAAGAAGAAGCGUGGGAGGAAUUGAGUUCCAACAAGCAUUUCAGUAAUACAGAAGAUAUGAUUGUUACGUA